AUAGGACAAAUUAUACUGAUGUGGUAGAAAUGUUUUGAUUCUGUACAUCUGAUCCGAGUCUCUCCUAAGUGCCACUUUUCAUGAAGGGGUGGAGUUCAGGCUGCCUGUAAAUCAAGUUGACAAGGCUAUGUAUGAUAGAAACUCAAGUAAGAAGGCAGCUUAGAGUUGCUUAAAAGGAUAUGGUGACAAGAGCAAAGCAAUAUGAGGAGCUCAGAUCUACUUAUCCAGAGGUUGCAGGAAGGUGAAAGUGGCUGCUUAAGAGAGCAACAUCUGACUUUAGAAGAGAUCUCUAGAAACAACAGCAUGCACGGUAGAAUUAAAGUGAAGUCAACAGAAGAACAGAAGGAGCAGAAAGCAAAAGAACGUGCCAAAAAAUUGCAGUUUUACCAGGCGACAACAGCUGCUAUAUCAGAAAAGAGGAAAGACCAUCAGUUUGAUCAAGAAGUUCUUGAACUGACAGGUCAGAUAUUGUCUGUAAAUCCUGACUAUGCUACGUAUUGGAACCUGCGCAGGCAAAUAUUCCUACAUUUCGAACAUGAAAAGGAGCCAGAGGAGGUGAAGUCCAUACAUCAGAAGGAACUUUUUUUCCUUGAAACCUGCUUGCGAGUGAAUCCCAAGUCCUAUGGCACGUGGCAUCACCGUUGCUGGGUGAUGGAUCAUAUGCAGGAACCAGACUGGAAGCGGGAACUGGAACUUUGCAACAAGUUUCUUGAAUAUGACGAGAGAAAUUUUCAUUGUUGGGACUAUCGUCGUUUUGUGGUGCAGCGCUCCGCAGUACCUGUAGAAGAGGAGCUAGCCUACACUAGUCGACUUAUCAGCACUAACUUCUCCAAUUAUUCCUCUUGGCAUUAUCGCAGCACUUUGUUACCAAUUGUCCACCCAGACCAUAAGCGUCAAGGCAGGAUCUCAGAGAAAAUCCUUCUUAAAGAGUAUGAACUUGUACAGAAUGCAUUCUUCACAGAUCCUAAUGACCAGAGUGCUUGGUUCUACUAUCGCUGGCUGCUUGGAAGAGCUGACUCGCUUCUGAAGAUCAACUGUUUGUAUGUAAACCGUGAUCAACGACGGAUCCUUGUAUGCUUUUCUCGUCCUGUCAAUGUGCUAUCUAAAUCAUCAAAACUCAUUCUGUUUGUGGACCAAAAGCUUAUUCUGCCAGAGUGGAGGCCUGUAGCUGGACAGAAAACAUACAGCUGUGUUUGGCUAUGUGACCUGCCAGAGUGCACGCUGGACAACGGUUCUCUACAUCAGGAUAUAAAGGUUGUCUGGGAUGGAGAUGAUGACCUGCAGAAAGAAUGCACCAUAUAUAAAGGUAAGAGAGAGAGUUGGUGUAGAGACUCUGCUACUGCCGAAGAGCUUUUCAGGUGUCAGAUGUCUGUGGAGAAGUCAACACAGUUGCAGUCUGAACUGGAGUCAUGUAAACAGCUACAGGAACUAGAGCCAGACAACAAAUGGUGUUUGCUGACUGUUAUCUUAUUGAUGCGAGCUUUGGACCCUUUGGGUUAUGAGAAUGAAACUCUUCAGUACUUCAAGGCAUUAAAGGUUGCUGAUGCAAUGCGAACUCGGUAUUAUAAUGAUCUUUGCAGCAAGUUUGUAAUUGAGAACUGCAUUUUGAAAAUGGAGUAUGCGGAAGUGAGGGUGAUUGACAUGUCUCAUAAGAAUUUGACAAGAUUGUGUUAUCCGGAACAAAUGGUUUUGGUUACGCAUAUGAACGUCUCAGGCAAUCAACUCACUUGCUUACCUCCAUCUUUCUUGACAAUGCAGUGUUUAGAGGUGUUGAAUGCAGAUGACAACUCAAUCGAAAAUAUAUCGGGUCUGUCAAACUUGCCUCAACUGGAGGAGGUCACCUUAAGAAAUAAUUGUAUCCAGACGCCAGCUGACCUCCAGCCUCUAGCAAGUUGUCUGAAGUUGUCAUUUCUGGACUUGAAAGGAAACCCAGUGUGUAAUCUGCCUAACAUCCAUUCAGAACUCACUCUGCUAUUGCCUCAGGUUAAGGAGAUCAUUCUGCAAUGAUUUAAGCUCUGUGCAAACAUAUGGCUGUGGGGCUGCAGAGGAGGGGAAAGCAUUUAAAAGGGUAAAGGAAAAUGUUCAUGUUGGGAGGUGGGUGCUUUAUUGUCAUGGCUGUAUUAGUGUGAUGCUCCUCCUGUAUACAUGCCUGUGUGAAGCAUAUGCUACCAAGAUUGUUAGGUGCUGGAAACUGUGUUGUUGUUGGGUCACGUUUUGUCAUCUGACAUCCCAUUGAAGAUGACCUCUCCUUGUGGAAUAGGAGUUUGAAAUGUACACUAAAAGUUUCUUUUCAUUUUAAUGAGUGACAGCUUUUCAUGUGAGAAGAGAGGAGUUUGGGCUGCAGACUAAAAAUGGUCUUCAUUACCCUGAAUGCCAGUAGCAUCAGCAUUACCCAGCCUCUGCUAAGUGCAGGUUUCAUAACUUGCAAGUACGUGUAAUGUUAUAUGUUGGAACAUUACUUGUGGCAAUACUGGGCUUGAUGAAAACCUUCAAAUUGGCAGCAAAAAUGAGCAGUUAUCAGCUAUUACACUUUGCCAAAUAUCAAACCAUGGAGCUGAAUACAGGAUACCCUCAAGCAGUGCAGGCACUCUUUCCACUUGAAAAGUGGAGCAGUUUUAUAGGAUAAUGUUACAAAACAUUUCACUUGUAAUUUUUCUACACAUUUGUCUUUCACUGUGUGUCCUGUCUUCCCCCAUUACAGUUGGUCCUGUCUUCCUUUCCUACAGCUUUGUUCUUUGAGGUCCAGUCUUUUCAACUGUAAUGUCUGGGCCCCAUGUAGAAAAGCUUUCUACUUCAACAGAUAUUGCCAAGGGCACAAAAAGGCGUGAUUAUAUCAUUGGGGGUCCAGCCAUCCAUCCAUCUGUUCAUGCUUUUACAGUCGCAUCUUGAGUCCUGCAUGGUCCCUUUCAGCAUUGCUGACAUCUGAAAGUGUACUAGGCAAGUAGGGGCUGAUAUUUAUUGGCAGGCCUUUCUUCCAUUUCAUACGCACAGUAACAGUUUAGACUUGUCAAUCCCCCUGUUGUAUGUCUUUAGGAGGAAACUGGGAUACACAGAAGACCCACACAGACUCCGCACAAGACACCCGAGCUGACAAUCAAACUUGAGAGCCUUUUACUGUAAGGUAACAGACACUGUGUGCCAUUGAUGUGUAGGAGUACAUGGCUUUACUGGAUGGUUUCUUGACACCUGGUCCUCUUUAUGUGUAUUCUGAAUUGUUGCAGGGCAUAAAUUAUUACCCUACUCAAAUGUGCACUAUACUUAUAAAUGAUUAAUGUGUAAGAGCUGAAAGCAAUUGAUAGACUGCAUUUAAUGAAAUAUACUCCAGUACUUUGUUAUUGUUCAUAUGUACUGCACAUUUAAAACAAAUGUACUUUACUGUUGUAUUUUAAUGUGUUAUACAACUGUAAUCCUACACUUUGCUGUACUGUAAUCUUGUAUGUGGUCAUAUUACACAACUGUGCCCAGUUUGUGGCUGAAAAGGGUCUCCAGACCAGCCUGCCAACCUGGUUAACAAAUACAUAAAUAAAUAAAUUAAAUAAAAAUGGUUUGUCUGACAUAAUGGACCUUA
Protopterus annectens (West African lungfish) is the source of this 3568-nucleotide messenger RNA. RefSeq names its product Rab geranylgeranyltransferase subunit alpha (gene RABGGTA). The record is from RefSeq and is a predicted model, not a curated record. The transcript is spliced from 17 exons. Gene Ontology annotation, biological process: protein geranylgeranylation. Bases 202 to 2007 code for a protein of 601 amino acids. NCBI's taxonomy places the organism in Eukaryota, Metazoa, Chordata, Ceratodontiformes, Protopteridae. Gene Ontology annotation, cellular component: Rab-protein geranylgeranyltransferase complex; cytoplasm. Gene Ontology annotation, molecular function: Rab geranylgeranyltransferase activity; zinc ion binding; protein binding.